Molecule: messenger RNA, 3506 nt
Organism: Pichia membranifaciens NRRL Y-2026
Lineage: Eukaryota; Fungi; Ascomycota; Pichiomycetes; Pichiales; Pichiaceae
Exons: 1
Coding region: 178-3444 (1088 amino acids)
Biological process (GO): regulation of DNA-templated transcription
Cellular component (GO): nucleolus
Molecular function (GO): rDNA binding; transcription factor binding
Source: RefSeq, a predicted model, not a curated record
AUUUUUUUAUUUUUUUAUUUUUUUAUUUUUUUAUUUUUUUUCGAUUUUUCGAUUUUUCGAUUUUGUCAAUUUUCUUCCUACUGGGCCCUUUCCAACGUCUUUGUUCGGUGUUGUCCACAGACAGUUUGGCACGUUCUGGCACGGGGAACAGCCAUAUAGACACAGCGAGGAGGUAGCAUGGGUGUGAGCAAGGACCACUACUACCGACUAGCGUCAAACCUGGCAAAAGAGCGGAUCCAGGCAGCCACAGCGCUUAUCAAAGAGCUCUCGGCAGCAGAUUCCGAGCAGGAGUACAGGUAUGCACUCAAGAGACUGAUCUCGGGGUUGGCGUCGGGCCACGACUCGGCCCGGAUCGGGUUCUCCAUGUGCUUGACAGAGCUGCUAUCGCUGCUUUUCGACGCAGACAACGGCACGAAGGCGAAGAUCGCGUACACGUCGGAGCAGUAUCUGGCCGACUUGGAGUCGCAUCUGACCAAACAGGUCAAGGACAAGCAGAAGGGCAAGAACCUGCGGGCGUAUCUGUUCGGCAAGAUCUUCGGCAUCCAGUCGUUGAUCAACUCGGCCGUCCUGCACAAGGAGCUGGCGGCGGGGAACUCGCAUCUGAUCACGCACAUCGUCGACGAGCUCUUUGCCAUCGCGUUGUCCAAGUCGUGGAUCCGGGAGAUCGCCCUGGUGACGAUGGUCAAGCUCAUCACACAGCUGCGGCUCGCCACGGACGAGACAAUCAUGCCGCACAUCCUGAAGUCGUUGUCGGACAACGACUUGCUGGUGUCCAUGGACGGGCUUCUGAUAUACCUCACGAUCCCGCAGACCCACAGAGACUCCCUCUCGGCGCUCGCAGAGCUGAAGCCGUCCCAGUCGUGGAAGAACAACGACCCGAUUACAAGAGGGAACUUGCCGCUCCUCAAUGCUGCGUUCCACGACCGGAAUGUCUCCCCGGACAGCGAGGAGGACGAGAGCAGCAAAGAUGAGAAUGAUGAAGGCAGGGCCAAGAAAAAGGGCGGCAAGGGUGGUCCCGCCAGCGGCCAAAACCAGAAGGGCUCGUGGAAUCCGCAGCUACACAACGUGUGGGUCCCAUUGUUGAGCGAGCUGAUAGAGAACGAGUUGCAACUGCAAGACCCCCUUUCCGGUGAGCCCUCUCCCAAGAAGAGGAAGUCCAACAAGCACAAAUCGAAAUCAUCCGAAUCGAACAAGAUCUCGCUUUCGACCUUCUGGCCUACUUUUGACGACACCUUUUUCGCCCAAUCUGCCUCUCCGGAGCGGAAACAUACGGGGCUCCAGAUAUUGGAUCUUUGUUUCAAUUUGCCGACGUUUAGGCCAAGUUUCUUCCUCAUCGUGUUUGGCGAAAACAUAACACGGUGUAUCAUAAACCACAUCUCCAAGAAGGAUAGAGUGCUACACAACCUCUGUGCGAAGAUCCUGGCCAACGCCGUUAAGUGCUGCAAGAAACAUCCUGAGGUAGACAGCAGACUCUACUUGCUCAGAGCAUUGGAAAGGGAAUGCGUUCUCUUUGACAGAAUCACCAAGACGAAAACCGUGAGAGACUGCAUCUCGGGCAUUUCUUCAAAUGACAACGAUCUCGAAAAGGAUGUUACGAACUGGAUUGACAUCGCCAACUGGCUCAUAACAGAGGCCGAAACGGAACUAUACGAAUCCUCCAACAAGGCGAAAAAUGAAAAGUUCAGAAACGAACACGAUAUCAAGACCUUCCUACUGGAUGCAUUAUUGACUCUUGUGCGUGGGAACAAGAAAUUGUUUAGAUCGGUUGUCGAUGGUGAAAGCAAGGAGUUGACGUUGGAGGUCGUCUCUUCGUGCAAAAUGGUACUUGAAUAUCUCUCCCAAAUGACCUAUGUGAACAGUUCCGCCAAAGAGGUGGACGAAACUAUAAUCAAGACUGCCAAGGACAGACUACAAUCGAUAUUAGCCGAGCUAAUGGAGUGCUUCAAAGGUCAAGUUGAUUGGUCGGGCUUGAUUGUGCACGUUCUACGUGAUGCUGAAAGAGACAACAUUUUACGUGCCCAGAUUGGCGAGAGUGACGAACUCAUUCAAACGAAGAAAAAUGCCGUUGAAAUCUGGGAAAACUUGGGUAAGCUGGUAAAGAAACAGGUUACCAAGAAAAGCAGCUCAUCUGCUGAGCGCCAAUUGAGGGUCAACAAAUGUCUUGUCAUGCUCUUCAGCACAGCAUUACUGGAAUUGUAUGGGGGAGACUCAGAAUCGUUUGGAAUAUUGAGCGAUUUGAUCAACGUUUACGAAGACCUUAACAAUCAGCAGGAGAGUGAGGACAACAACAUCAUAGAUACCUUAGUUGAUUUGAUGUUGAGUUACUUGACACAGCAGUCGGGCUUGAAAAAGAGGGUUGGAACCUACAUCUGGGAAAGCGUCUUGCACGAUGUUGGAGAACAGCAAUUGGAAAGGUUGUUUGACGUGUUGAUGACAAGGGAAAACAAACUUGGCAUGGAGCAGCUUUUCAACCAAGCGGUCGAGGACUUUGAAGAGGAAGGUGAUGACGAUGACGAGGAAGUUGAAGAGGAAGAGGAAGAGGAAGAGGAAGAGGACGAACACGAUGACGAUGACGAUAAUGAUGAUGAGGAAAGUGACGAAAACAGUGAAAUAGAUGAGGACGACAAGAGUAAAAUCGAGGAAGUCGAGAGAUCAACCACAUCUGCUCUUGCCAAGGCUCUUAAUGUCAAGGAGGAUGCUGACUCUGACCAGGCGGGAAGUGGAAAGUCUACGGAGGACGCGGAAGGGAAAGACAAUGAAAACGGCGACGAAGACGACGAUGGCGACGAUAAUGAUGAUGACAGCGAAUCAGAUGAGUCGAUGUCUGACGAACAAAUGAUGGCGAUCGACUCUCAAUUGUCUGCCAUUUUUCAGCAGCGUAAAAGUGUUCUUGAUUCCCUGCGUUCGUCUUCGAAGAACGGAAACGAGCGUAAGCUAGAGGCCCAAGAGGCCAGACAGUUGAUGGCUCUCUGCAAAUUGCGUGUGUUGGACUUGCUUGAGAUAUAUGUUGGUGCCUAUCCGACGAAGAAGGAGGUUGUCUCCAUAGCUACAACUGGGUUGGAUGUCAUGAAGCUGACGGUCGACUUGGCGGUGGGCGAAAAGACACACAAGCUCAUCAAGAAGAUUUGCAAAAAUGUCUUUACGAUCGGAAACUCCAAGGAGAAAGAGGCCGUUCUGGAAACCCUGCGGAAGGUGUUAGAGCGGGCAUCAGAGGCCAAAUUCAAUGCGUUGAGCCAGGGAUGCAGCCAGGUCGCAGUUUAUCUCGUCAGAUCCGUCUGCGCAUCAGACGAGGACAGUUACGAGAGCAACCUAGCCACAAUCACUGGAAUCUACCAGAAACAUAUGGUCAAGUGGGCCGUUGACUCGAGUGACCGCUCGACCGCCAGUAUUUUCACAGACUUGGUGAACUGGUUGAGCUCCAAAAAAUCCGCCAAAAAGCAGUGAUCCGGUAUGUCCGGUUGUACUCUACAGAAUUUAGAUGACAUUAUCAUAAAAGUAUACAUACC